GGUUGUCAUCAGCAUCAGCAGCAGCAACAGCAGCAUCAUCAUCUUGAAGCAGCGCUCGCGCGCACAGAAGGGGAACCGAGCAGAGGUGUUCAUGGUAGCAGUAGUCUGAGACGCAACUCGGCGCACUCACGCACUUCUCGCACGCACGCACGCACGCGGUUACCCACGAGCGUGCGCACGCACGCGGUUACUCGCGAGCGUGUACGUAUGUAUCGCGCUCUCAAAUGUUUUAUUAUUACUACUAAACACGAGUGACGUAGUUGCCAUUACCGUCGCCCCGUGGGGUCCCGCCUUGGCACACACAGUUACACACACACACGGAGGCGCGCUCUCACACACACACACACGCGCAGAAGUACACGCGCGCGUUCAGGCAGCGCACGCGUUCGCACCGCACGGAGGAGACCAGGAGCGGAGAGAGACAUCACACGCGCGCUCCCAGCCCGAGCAGCGUAUGGCAUGUGGCUCGUCAGCGUCCUCCUUCUCUGCCCAGUCCUAACCGCACGGGGCAAUGAGGUGGGCCCCAGCCUGCACUAUGCGGCCGGCUUCCCCCAGCAGGUGACCUUUCUGGCACCGGCAGGCACACUCCUGCCCUGCCCGGUGUCCGGAACGCCCAGCGCUCGCAUCUCGUGGUACCGCGAGCUGGGAAGCCCCGCGAGCGACGAGUCCGAGGAGGUGCACGACUCGCUUGGCGUGCGGCAGCUGCAUCCCAACGGCUCCCUGCAGCUGCUGCCCAUGACGGGAGAGAAGAGCGCCGGCCCCAGCCUCCAUGACGGCACCUAUUACUGCACGGCCGAGAACGCCGCGGGCAGACUCCGCAGCCUGCCCAUUCGGCUGACCGCCGUGUUCCGUGAACCGUACACCGUGCACGUGGAGGAUCAGAGAGCCAUGUUGGGCCAGACGGCCGUCUUCCGCUGUCUCGUGCCGCCCUCUCUGAGCGAACACAUCUCGAUCGUCUCAUGGGAGAAGGACACUGAGCCAAUAAGCUCCGGAGACCGCUAUCGCAUCUCGUCCACGGGAGCCCUCUACGUGUCGGACGUGCAGACAGAGGACGGCCUCUCAAGCUACCGCUGCUCCACCCGCCACCGCUACACGAGCGAGACGCGGCAGAGCAAUAGCGGCAGGCUGACCGUCACCGAGUUGGUGAACUCUGCGCCGUCGAUUCUGGACGGCUUCUCGUCGCACGUGGUGGCGGCGUCGGGUUCGCGCUCCGAGCUGGCGUGCACGGCCGCGGGACACCCGGCGCCGCGUUCCCGCUGGCUCCGCGACGGCGUGCCGCUGCCUCCCGACCGGCGGCGGGGCGCGGGCGGCUCGGGCCUCGUCAUCACCGACACGACGGUGGAGGACUCGGGGGCCUACGUCUGCGAGGUGUGGAACAGCUUCGGGGUGGCGGCCGUCAGCGGGAGGCUCACCAUCAAAGCCCCCGUGGUGGUGAGGGUGGAUCCACACCGUCUCAAGACCACGCUGAGCGGCACGGCGGAGUUCUCCUGCGAGGUGUCGGGAGCGGCGGGCGACGGCAUGGUCACGUGGUUCCACAACGGCGACCCGCCGACCCCUACGGCCAGCGUAUCGGGGGCCCAGGGCGAACGGCUGUCGGUGCACGCGGCUGGCAGGAGUGACGGCGGGACGUACCAGUGCGUGGCGCGGGGCGAGGGGGGAGACACCGCCCAGGACUUCUCCAUCCUCAUGCUAGAGGACGGUAGCCCGAAGAUCGCCUCGUCGUUCAGCGAGCGCGUCGUGAGCCCCGGGGAGCCCUUCUCGCUGCAGUGCGUCGUGCGCGGCUCUCCGCCCCCCACCAUCGCCUGGACCCUCGACGGCGAGCCGGCCCUCUCGCGCGACGCUCCCCAUCGCCGCGGAAACCACAUCGUCACCCACGGUGACAGCGCAGGGCCUGCGGCGGCGGCAGGGUCAGGGUCAGAAGCGAGAGUGGCAGAAGCGGGAGAAGGUGGAGGAGAAGUUGGAGGUGCCGUGGUGACCGGCUAUCUGAACGUGACGGGCGCGCGCGUGACGGACGGCGGGGUGUACCGCUGCCAGGCCGGCAACACCGCGGGCCAGGCCGAGUACCAGGCACGCAUAAACGUAAGAGGAUCUCCAAGCAUCCGUCCGAUGCGCAACGUGACGGCUAUUGCCGGCAGAGAAGCCUACCUCCACUGCCGCGUCAUCGGCUACCCCUACUAUUCCAUCCGUUGGUUGCGAGAGGGCACUCCGCUACCCUAUAACCACAGGCAAACGGUGUUCGCCAAUGGAACAUUACGCCUGGCAGACGUGCAGAAGGGCAUGGAUGAGGGGGCAUACAUCUGCAGCGUGCUGGUGCAGCCCGGAGCCAGCCCAAGCCGGAGUCUUAUUGUCACUGUGAAAGAGCCGCCGCUCAUCCAGCCAUUCGAGAUGCCGGCGGUAACGCAGGGCCAGCGCGUCUACGUGCCCUGCGUGAUCGUGUCCGGCGACUCGCCCAUCCGCAUCACGUGGCACAAAGACGGGCAGCCGCUGCCGCCUCGCCUGGGCGCCCAGGUGGAGACAACGGAAUUCAUCAGCUCGCUGCUCAUCCCAAACGUCACGCAGCUCCACAACGGCAACUACACGUGCCUGGCGAGGAACGAGGCCGCCACCGUCAGCCACGGGAGUCAGCUGAUCGUCAGAGUGCCACCACGUUUUGUGGUUCAACCCAAGGACCAAGAUGGGAUUUUCGGGAAGCCUGUGGUUUUGAACUGCUCAGCCGAUGGCUACCCAAUACCCAAGAUUAUCUGGAAGUACUCAAAAGGCAACGGGAACCCACAGUUCCAGCCAGUGCUGAGUGGCGGUGGCCGCUUCCAGCCGCUCGGGAACGGAUCCCUGCUCCUCCGUCAGGUGCAGGAGGAGGACGGAGGCUUCUAUCUGUGCCAAGUCAGCAAUGGAGUGGGCACCGACAUCAGCAAGUCGAUGCUGCUCCACGUGAAGAUCCCGGCCCUCGUGACCUCGCAGGCCAACGUGACGCUGGCGACCCGAGGCCAGCACAGCAACCUGCAGUGCUCGGCGCGCGGGGAGAGACCCAUCAUCAUCCGCUGGGAGAAGGAGGAGACGCUCAUUGAUCCCGAGCGCAUGUUCCGCUAUGUCGUGUACACGCAGGACACGGGGGAUGAGCUGCUCUCCACCCUGCAGAUACUGCCUACGGUACGCGGAGAUUCUGGCUUCUUCACGUGCCACGCCAUCAACUCUUACGGCGAGGACAGAGGGCUCAUCCAGCUCACCGUGCAAGAGCCCCCGGACCCCCCAGAGGUGGAGGUGAGGGAGGUGAACGCUCGCACCAUCACCUUGCGAUGGACCAGCGGUUUUGACGGCAACAGUCCAAUCACCGCCUUUGACAUUGAGUACAAGAACAGAUCAGAAACUUGGGAACAGAAGCAGAGAACCAAGGACAUUUCGUCCACCAUCAACCAAGCGACCAUCAUUGACCUCCAUCCUGCCACAAACUACGUGUUCCGUGUGUAUGCCAAGAACCGCAUCGGCGCGAGUGAGCCCAGCAAGGAUCUGCCCAUCACCACCCAAGAAGCCGCCCCAGAUGGACCUCCUUUAGAAGUCAUAUUGGAGCCUCAAUCUUCGCAGAGCAUUCGUGUCACAUGGAAGGUGCCGCAUGGGCACCUGCGCAACGGUGUCAUCCGGGGCUACCAGAUCGGCUACCGCGAGGCUGAGCCGGGCAGUGGUGCCUUGUCGCAGUUCAACAUCGUGCGGCUGGAGAGCACGGGCGAGCGCGAGUCUUGCCUGCUGCAUCACCUCAAGAAGUUCACGCGCUACGCCGUGAUGGUGCAGGCCUUCAACCUGGCCGGCAGCGGCCCAUCAUCCUCUGAGGCCUACGCCGCCACGCUGGAGGACGUGCCAAGCAAACCUCCCGCAAACAUUCAAGCCGCCUCCAUAUCGGCUGACGCCAUUUCCCUGUCGUGGUCGCCUCCGCCCCGUGACGCGCACAACGGCCUCCUGCAGGGAUAUCGAGUCAUUUACUAUCCCGUUCUUCCCGACGGAGAGCUUGGGGAUGUGAGAAACUUGACCGCGAGCCAGCUGCGAGCCGACCUCAGGGACCUGGAGAAGUUCACCAACUACAGCCUCCAGGUGCUGGCGUUCACUCGCGCCGGAGACGGAGUCCGGAGCGUUGCCACCUUUGUCUGCACGCAGGAGGACGUCCCCUGCCCACCUGCGGCUGUUAAGGCUGCACCUGCUUCAGCCAGCAGCGUCGUGGUGUCCUGGCUUCCACCCGCCAAGCCCAACGGGAUCAUCCGCAAGUACAUCGUGGUGUGCGCCUUCCCUUACGUACCCCACCCCUUAAUCAGCGAGUACGAGGUGAGCCCGGAGAGCACCCACCACUCCAUCAGCAACCUCAGCCGGCACCGCCAGUACAGCGUGUGGGUGGCGGCGGUCACAUCGGCAGGGCGAGGGAACAACACGGAGAGUGUCAGCGUGGAGCCGUCUCCGAAUGCUCCUGCUCGCAUCCUGUCCUUUGGUGGCCCCAUCUCCUCGCCGUGGAUGCGUGACGUGGAGCUCCCAUGCCGCUCUGUGGGGGAGCCCACACCUGUUGUCCGAUGGACGAAGGAAAGUGACACGUCACAAGUGGCAGUGCCUGCGGACGAACACGGCUCCUUCCUGCCAAACGGCAGCUUACUUCUACGCUCCGUUCGAGCAGAAGAUUCGGGAGAAUACAGCUGUACAGCCUCCAACGCGUGGGGCUCUGACGCACUGCUAAUAACCCUACUGGUCCAAGUGCCUCCUGACCAGCCCAGGCUGAGUGUUUCUAAAACGAGUGCCUCUUCUAUCACUCUAUCCUGGAUCCCAGGAAACAAUGGAGGAAGUCCCUUGCGUGGCUACCUGUUGCAGUACUCGGUUGACCGCAGCGAGCAGUGGGAGGAGAUGGUCAUCUCCCCGCACCAGAAGCGCUACGCCCUGGAGCGGCUGCGCUGCGGCACGUGGUACAAGUUCACGUUGGCCGCGCGCAACGUCGUGGGCACUGGCCGCAUCAGCGAGAUCAUCGAGGCCAAGACGCACGGCAGAGAACCGCACUUCGUCAAGGACGCCGAGUUGGUGCUGCCCAUGAACGUGAGCGUGGUGCGCGUGAACUUGCGCGGCUGGGAUGACGGCGGCUGCCCCAUAUCAUCCCUGGCCCUCGAGUACCAGCCCAGCGGCGCCGGCGUCAACGCACCAGCCGGUCCAGGCGGCGGCGGCGGAGGCGGCGGCGGCGGCGGAGGCGGCGGUGGCGGCGGCAGCGGCGGCGGUAUUGCCGGCGCCGGGGGCGUGAACCCGGGCGCCCCGGGAACGGCCGUGGGGGCCGCCGUGCCGCCCGCCGGAGGCCCCGGCGCGGCCGCGGCCGGGGGCGCCGGGGCGUCCAGCGCGACCUGGAGCCCGGUGCUGGAGACGUCGGACGCGGCCGCCCCCAUCAUGCUGGCCGGCCUGCUGGAGGCCACGUGGUAUCGGCUGCGCAUGCGCGCGUGCAACGCCGCCGGCUGCGCCGAGCACAGCGCCGACUUUGCGACGCUCAACUACGACGGGAGCACCAUCCCGCCACUCCUGAAGGCGACGGUGACGGUGAACAACGAGAACCUGUCGCCGAGCCAGGAACUGCGGCUGCUGCUCAUCGUGUCUUGCCUGCUGGGCCUCGGCUUGCUCACGCUGGCUCUGCUUGUCUACAUCCGACGCCGCCGGCGGCAGCAGAGGCUCAAGCGUCUGCGAGAUGCGAAAAGUCUUGCGGAGAUGCUGAUAAGCAAAAACUCGCGCCCCGUGGACACGCCGGUGAAAAGGGAGCAGCAGACUCCACGCAUCCACAUCGACGUCCCCCGGGGGCAGCUUCUGAUUGAGAACAAGGACAGCACGGAGCAGCUCGGCCCAGAGGCCCAAAACAUCAAUCGGCCAGCAACAAACAGCACUAUCAAAGAUGUAAUAGAGGGGGACGACAAGUCCACCAUUCUCCUGACGGACUCCGAUUACAGUCAGGCUGGGAAGUCACGGACGUACAGCGGAGGGCACACCUUGCCCCACCCCCAUCCUCACCCCCAUCCUCACCCGCACCCCCACCCUCACCCCCAUCCUCACCCUCACCCAGCUCCAGCUGCAGGACCCGUCGACACGCUCAUCGAUACCUCCAACACACGACCGGGCACAAACCCAGUGUCGCGCAAGCACGUGCGCCACCCGCCCCCACCACCUCGGAGCCGCUACGCCAGCCAGUGGACCCUGAGCCGCCUACAGGGAUCUGCCUGCGCCCGCACGCUGCCGCCGGACUGCCGCGUGAUCACGCCCCGGGCAGCCGACUGCCGAGUCAUCACGCCACGCACAGGCGAGAGCGACAGCUACAGCAUCAGUCCCUCUCAGGACACAGACAAGGGCCGGAACAGCAUGGUGUCGACGGAGAGCGCGUCGUCCACUUACGAGGAGCUGGCUCGAGCGUACGAGCACGCGCGGAUGGAGGAGCAGCUCAAGAACGCCACCUUCGAGAUCACCGAGUGCUUCGUCUCCGACACAUCCUCGGAGCAGCGGCUGACGGGCGGCACGGCGGGUACGGGCGGCGAGCCCGGCGGAGACAGCCUCACGUCUGGAAGCACGCCCAGCGAGUCGGGCAUCUGUCGCUUCACCGCCUCUCCGCCCAAACCGCAGGUGGCGAGCACGAACCAGGGAAGCAUGGCCAUGCCCAUUGCGCACCGUGCAGGAGACUACUGUAACCUCCCAGUCUACGUGAAGAGGGAAGGGGCUGCCGGGAAGGUGGCGGCUCCGCGGGAGGUCGCCGUGCCCCAAGCGAGCGGAAGCAACAUCCCCGAACCGCAGGCCAGCUUCCCCAAGCCACCUGCUUCAAGCGCUGGCAGAGAACAACCUGCACCGGUCCACCCUGCCUUCCCGCCAGCCAACGCGCCACCGCCCUCCUCCGAAGGGCCUCCUCUACCGCCUCCCGCCAACGCGGCCCAUCGUCAUGGCUCCAACCCUUCCAUCAGACCUUCAGGCUCUAGAGACUCGAUAGAUGAGCAAGGCCUAGCUGGACCCAGCAGGCCUCAGAAGCCUGGUGCUAAUGUUUACUCAAAGUCUUACACACUGGUUUGAUAUUUCUCACGCAGUAUAGUUUGUUUGAUGCCGAUGGAUGACAUUUCUAUGGUCUUAACCGAGAUAUGAAAUGUCUAAAAAGUAGAUGACAUUUUUUGGAACUUUAGAACUAUAUUGUGUUUGUGUGUGUCUUAAGGAACCAACAGGUUAUAGACUACAUUUGCAGUUUGCUUCAACGAUUGUGGGCUGCUGAAAUUUGAAAGAAAGGGUUUUAAAAUGUAUCCUUUGGAAUGGACCCUCUGAAAGUCAGGCUAGAGUAAGUCAAGUCGCUGCUAAACAGUCUAGGUUUGGCCUUGAAUACAUAUGGCUAAUUUAACCAAAGCAAGCCAUAGCAUGAUAAAACAAA
Lethenteron reissneri (Far Eastern brook lamprey) is the source of this 7393-nucleotide messenger RNA. Its product is annotated as cell adhesion molecule DSCAML1-like. Gene Ontology annotation, molecular function: protein binding. The record is from RefSeq and is a predicted model, not a curated record. Lineage: Eukaryota; Metazoa; Chordata; Hyperoartia; Petromyzontiformes; Petromyzontidae. Gene Ontology annotation, biological process: cell-cell adhesion.